CGGCUGGUUAUCAAAAUGCAGUAUUCCCAUCACUGUGAGCACCUUCUGGAGCGGCUGAACAAGCAGCGGGAAGCCGGGUUUCUGUGCGACUGCACCGUCGUCAUCGGUGAAUUCCAGUUCAAAGCACACAGGAACGUGCUGGCGUCCUUCAGCGAGUACUUCGGCACGUUCUACAGGGACGCCUCCGACAGCAACGUUGUUUUGGAUCAGAGUCUAGUGAAAGCCGAUGGAUUCCAAAAACUCCUGGAGUUUAUUUAUACAGGAAACUUAAACCUUGACAGCUGGAACGUUAAAGAAAUUCACCAGGCUGCCGACUAUCUCAAAGUCGAAGAAGUGGUCGCUAAAUGCAAAAUCAAGAUGGAAGACUUUGCUUUUAUUGCUAAUCCCUCUUCUACAGAGACAUCCAGCAUCACUGGAAACGUUGAAAUGAAUCAGCAGACUUGCCUUCUGACUCUCCGAGAUUACAACAGUCAGGAGAAAGCAGAUGCUGCUUCCGCAGAGCUGGUUCAACCCCAGGUGAAGAAAGCAACUUUAGAAAAGAAAUCUCCUCAAACCAAAAAGCGGAAGAAGACCUUCAGCUCCUCCAAAAGCACAGAGAAUAAAUCCGUGCCCUAUCAGAGUGACGCGGCGGAGAACGCGUCCGUGGAGUUGUUUCUGGACGGCAGUAAGGUGGCGGCGCAGGUGACGGAGCAGGGUGCCCGGGGCAGUGCCAGCCCUCAGCUCCAGCUGGCAGCCGGUGGGGAGGGCGACACGCUGCCCGCCCAGGAUGUCCUCGCGCAGAGCAUCGCAGCCAAACAGAAACGGGGGAAGCCCCAGCAGAGCUGCGCGCUGAAGGAGCACCGCAUGUCCAACAUAGCCAGCGAGAAGAAUGCCUACCAGCUGGAGAGCUCGGCAGAGGAGCUGGACCAGAAGUACUCCAAAGCCAAGCCGGUGUGCAACACCUGCGGGAAGGUCUUCUCGGAAGCUAGCAGCCUCCGCCGGCACAUGAGGAUACACAAGGGAGUGAAACCCUACGUGUGCCAGCUUUGCGGGAAGGCCUUCACCCAGUGCAAUCAGCUGAAAACCCAUGUAAGAACUCACACAGGAGAGAAGCCAUAUAAGUGUGAACUCUGUGACAAAGGCUUUGCUCAGAAGUGCCAGUUAGUGUUCCACAGCCGGAUGCAUCACGGAGAAGAGAAACCAUACAAGUGUGAUGUCUGCAACCUGCAGUUUGCAACAUCAAGCAACCUGAAGAUCCAUGCCAGGUAG
This is a messenger RNA of Merops nubicus (carmine bee-eater), 1248 nucleotides long. RefSeq names its product myoneurin (gene MYNN). The transcript has 3 exons. Gene Ontology annotation, molecular function: protein binding; RNA polymerase II cis-regulatory region sequence-specific DNA binding; DNA-binding transcription factor activity, RNA polymerase II-specific. Lineage: Eukaryota; Metazoa; Chordata; Aves; Coraciiformes; Meropidae. Gene Ontology annotation, cellular component: nucleus. The record is from RefSeq and is a predicted model, not a curated record. Gene Ontology annotation, biological process: regulation of transcription by RNA polymerase II. Bases 16 to 1248 code for a protein of 410 amino acids.